This is a messenger RNA of Neoarthrinium moseri, 2484 nucleotides long. RefSeq lists its product as uncharacterized. The coding region runs from base 1 to 2484 and encodes 827 amino acids. Gene Ontology annotation, molecular function: aldehyde-lyase activity. The record is from RefSeq and is a predicted model, not a curated record. Gene Ontology annotation, biological process: carbohydrate metabolic process. NCBI's taxonomy places the organism in Eukaryota, Fungi, Ascomycota, Sordariomycetes, Amphisphaeriales, Apiosporaceae. The transcript is spliced from 4 exons.
AUGGACAGCGACAAAGCAACCAUCGAGGAGAUCCGGCCGUUCGGCCCGGCUCGAUCUAACUUCAAAGACGAGAAGCCCUUGUCGCCGGAAGAAAUCAAGAAGUACGAUGACUUCUUCAAAGCUAGCCUGUACCUAUGUCUUGGUAUGAUCUAUCUCAUUGACAAUCCGCUACUACGCGAGGAGUUGAAGAACGAACAUAUCAAGGUCCGACAACUUGGCCAUUUCGGCUCUGCGCCCGGGCAGAUCUUCACCUACAUGCACUUCAACCGACUGAUCAAGAAGUAUGACCUUGACGCUAUCUUUGUCUCUGGACCGGGACACGGCGCCCCGGCUAUCCUCUCCCAGGCGUACCUGGAGGGCACAUACUCUGAGGUUUACCCUGACAAAUCGGAAGACCCCGAGGGCCUCCAGAAAUUCUUCAAGCAAUUCUCAUUCCCGGGUGGCAUCGGUUCACAUGCAACCCCAGAAACCCCAGGAAGUCUCCACGAAGGUGGAGAACUGGGCUAUGCCAUCUCACAUGCCUUUGGCACUGUAUUCGAUAACCCGGAACUGAUUACGCUCACCAUGGUGGGCGACGGAGAAUCGGAGACGGGUCCGCUUGCCACCUCUUGGCAUAGCAACAAGUUUCUGAACCCAAUUACAGACGGAGCUGUCUUGCCAGUUCUCCAUCUGAAUGGUUACAAGAUCAACAACCCUACCCUCCUGGCCCGAAUUCCCCACAAGGAGUUGGAGCAGCUGUUUCUCGGCUAUGGUUGGCAACCCUACUUCGUCGAGGGCGACGAGAUCGAGUCCAUGCACCAGGCAAUGGCAGCAACCCUAGAGCAGUGCGUAAAGGAAAUCAAGGGCUUCCAGAAGCAGGCUCGCGAUUCUGGCAAGCCGUUCCGCCCCAGGUGGCCCAUGGUCAUCCUCCGGACGCCCAAGGGCUGGACUGGGCCUCGCAAGCUGAAUGGUCACUACCUGAGUGGUUUCUGGCGUGCACACCAAGUUCCCAUCACAGAUGUCAAGACAAAUCCAAAAGACCUCAAGAUCCUCGAGGAGUGGAUGCGCGGCUACGAACCUGAGCGCUUGUUCGGCGAGAAGGGAAGGAUAUCCCCCGAGUUGAGAGAUGCUCUCUGCCCUACGGGUAAUCGUCGUAUGAGCGCCAACCCCGUCGCCAAUGGAGGAAUCCUCAAGAAGCCAUUGAAGAUGCCGGACUUUAAGAAGUAUGCUGUUGAAGUCAAGCAGGGAGGAGCGGUCAAGAGUGGUAGCAUGGCGAACUGCGCCAAGUUUCUGAGAGACAUUGUUGCGGACAACAUGACCAACUUCCGCCUGUGGGGUCCAGACGAGACCGAGUCCAACAAGCUUGCAGGGGUAUAUGAAGCAGGUAAGAAGGUCUGGAUGGGUGAAUACUUCGAAGAGGACGAAGAUGGUGGCAAUCUGUCACCGUUUGGCCGCGUAAUGGAGAUGUUGAGUGAGCACACUUGUGAGGGGUGGAUGGAAGGUUACGUGCUUAGUGGCCGCCACGGCUUGCUCAACAGCUACGAACCGUUUAUUCACAUCAUUGACUCAAUGGUGAAUCAACACUGCAAAUGGAUCGAAAAGUGCCUGGAGGUCGAGUGGCGCGUCAAGGUUGCCUCACUCAACAUCUUAUUGACUGCUGUUGUUUGGCGCCAGGACCACAAUGGGUUCACACACCAAGACCCAGGCUUCCUCGAUGUCGUGGCAAACAAGAGUCCUGAGGUCGUUCGCAUCUAUCUUCCUCCUGACGGCAACUGCUUGUUGUCUACUAUGGAUCACUGUCUUCGCUCGUCGAACUACGUGAACGUCAUCGUAGCCGAUAAGCAAGAACACCUGCAAUACUUGACCAUGGAAGAAGCCGUGGAACACUGCACCAAGGGAGCUGGCAUCUGGCCUCAAUUCAGCACAGAUGCUGGUGAGGAGCCCGAUGUCGUCAUGGCCAGCUGUGGUGAUAUCUCCACCAACGAAUCGCUCGCUGCCAUUGACCUCCUGCUUCAGAACUUCCCUGAGCUCAAGAUUAGAUGCGUCAACGUUGUGGAUCUGUUCAAGCUGAUUCACCACGACGACCAUCCCCACGGUUUGAAGGAUGCCGAAUGGUCUUCGCUCUUCACGGAUGAUAAGCCGGUCAUAUUCAACUUCCACUCCUACCCAUGGCUGGUCCAUCGCUUAACCUACAGACGCCCAGGCAGCCAUAACAUCCAUGUUCGAGGAUACAAGGAGAAGGGCAACAUUGACACGCCAUUGGAGCUUGCCAUUCGCAAUGGAACGGACCGUUUCAGCCUGGCAAUAGCGGCGAUUGAUCACAUGCUGCACCUGCACAACCGCGGUGCUGCGGCGCGAGAGAAGCUCAAGAACGCCCGGCUCGCGGCACGAAACCAAGCGUACGAGGUUGGCAUGGAUCCCGAGUUCUUGAGUACAUGGAAGUGGCCUCAGGAUCUUCGGGAGAGGAAUGCAGAGAAGCUGAAGGCAUUGAGGUUAGGGUGUUAA